AUGGCCAAUUAUGAUGUUAAUUCUACAAAGUCAUACAUGCAAGCAAUGCAUCCGUUGAUGAUGGCAGUAGAAGAAUUGAAUUCGGAUUUCAAACUACCAAAAAUGAACAAUGAAAAUGAAAAGAUAACACCCAUUAAUAAAAUCUUAUCGAAAUUUCAACACAUUAACCUUGAUAUUGUCAAUAAUUUGAAAGAUGAAAAACAUUUGGAUGAGACCAUACUAAGAGACAUUGAAAGUGAAUGUAAGAGAAUCUCUGAUGCUAAUAAUACUGAUAAUUUGUAUGUGAACGUGAAAAAUAUCUUAGUGUCUGAUCCUAGUGAUGAACAAUUACAGUCUUCUUUGUUUGAUAUUUUAGGAUUUGAUGAAUUUGAAUUGAUUUCAAAGAUUAUUCAGAAUAAACAUUUGAUUAUGCUGUCGGAGGAAGUCGAAGAACCCAACGAUGAUAAGGCUAAGUUCAUGACUGCUGAGGAAAGAGUUCAAUUCUUGAUUGAUAACCAACAUAAAGCAAAGAAUGAAAAAUUGACUAUGAGACAAUCAGGUAAUCAAUACCCUCAUGUUUAUAAGAAAGAAGAUGUCAGUCAAUUUCUUGCAGCUAUAGGUAAAAGCUUUUCAUUGCCAUCAGGUUCGGUUCGUACCUCAUUCCCAACUUAUGAAGAAUUGAUUAUACCUUAUCCUCAAACGCAAGAUAACAAAUGGAUUAAAGAUCAUCAAUUGGUUCAAAUCAAAGAUUUAGAUUUCCUUUGUAAAGGUACUUUCAGUAAUUAUCAAACUUUGAACAAGAUGCAAAGUCUCGUUUAUCCCAUUGCUUAUAAUACCAAUGAAAAUAUGUUGGUUUGUGCUCCUACAGGGGCCGGUAAAACUGAUGUAGCGUUAUUGACCAUUUUACAUGCCAUUGAUCAAUAUACCACUGAAACAGUUGAUGAAGAUGGUGAUUUAUCAAUCGACAUUGAUUAUGAGGAAUUUAAAAUCGUUUAUGUAGCACCCUUGAAAUCUUUAGCAGCAGAAAUUGUUGAAAAGUAUUCCCAGAAAUUGAAAUGGUUGGGAAUAAAAGUAAGAGAGCUAACCGGAGAUAUGCAAUUAUCCAAACAAGAAAUAAUGAAUACUCAAAUUAUCGUCACUACUCCAGAAAAAUGGGAUAUUGUUACUAGAAAACUGAAUGGUGAUACUGAAUUGGUUUCAAAAGUUAGAUUACUUAUUAUUGAUGAAGUCCAUUUAUUACAUGAAGAUAGAGGUUCGGUUAUUGAGACAUUGGUAGCUAGAACAUUGAGACAAGUUGAAAGCUCUCAACUGAUGAUCAGAGUUGUGGGUCUUUCUGCUACGUUACCUAAUUAUAUCGAUGUGGCUGAUUUCCUUGGUGUUAAUAGACAAAUGGGGAUGUUUUAUUUUGACCAAACUUUCAGACCAGUACCUUUAAGACAAGAUUUGAUUGGUGUUAGAGGUAAAGCUGGUUCUAAAACUGCUAAAGAAAAUUUAGAUAAUGUUUCUUAUGAGAAGUUAGCUGAGUAUAUCAAUCAAGGUUUACAAGUGAUGGUUUUUGUACAUCAAAGAAGGGAAACCAUCAAAUCAGCAAGGGAUUUCAUUUCUAAAGCUGCAGAAAAUCAUGAAUUGGAUUUGUUUGAUUGUUCAGAAUCAGAUCAUUUCGAUAAAUAUAAAAGAGAAAUGGCUAAUAAGAAUAGAAAUAAAGAUAUGAAAGAAUUAUUUCAAAUGGGAUUCGGAGUCCACCAUGCUGGUAUGUUAAGAUCUGAUCGUAAUUUGACGGAGAAAAUGUUCAUUGAUGGAGCCAUUAAAGUGUUAUGUUGUACUGCAACUUUGGCUUGGGGUGUUAAUUUACCUGCCGCUGUUGUUAUCAUCAAAGGUACUCAAGUCUAUGAUGCCAAACAAGGGGGGUAUACUGAUUUGGGAAUUUCCGAUAUUAUUCAAAUCUUUGGUCGUGCUGGUAGACCACAGUACGAAAAGUUCGGUACGGGUAUUUUAUGUACUACCAGUGAUAAAUUAGACCAUUAUAUUUCUUUAAUUACUCAACAACAUCCAAUUGAAUCUAAAUUAGCUGAAAAGUUGGUAGAUAAUUUGAAUGCUGAGAUCUCUUUAGGAAGUGUUACCAAUGUUGAUGAAGGUAUUCAAUGGUUGGGUUAUACUUAUAUGAUGGUGAGAAUGAGGAAAAACCCAUUUGCCUAUGGUAUUGAUUGGAAAGAACUUCAAGAAGAUCCAUUACUUUAUAAUAGAAGAAGAAAUAUGAUAAUCACUGCAGCUCGAAGAUUACAUGGGUUACAAAUGAUAAUAUUCGGUGAAAGCUCUGGAUCUUUCAUCCCCAAAGAUUUAGGAAGAAUUGCCUCAGACUUUUAUUUACUUAAUAACUCCAUUGAAGUGUUCAACCAGAUGUUAAAUCCAAGAGCUACUGAAGCUGAUGUGUUAUCUAUUAUUAGUAUGAGUAGUGAGUUUGACAGUGUGAAAUUCAGGGAAGAAGAAAAGAAAGAGUUAACAAGGUUAUUAGAGGAUUCAGUACAAUGUCAAGUUCCAGGAGAAAUUGAAGCUGCCCAAUCGAAAACAAAUAUCUUAUUGCAAGCAUUCAUAUCUCAAGCUUCAAUCAAAGAAUCCGCAUUGGUAGCUGAUUCUAAUUAUGUUGCUCAAAACUCUGCAAGAAUUUGUCGUGCCUUAUUCUUGAUUGGUAUCAAUAGACAUUGGAGUGUUUUCCUGAAAGUCUUAUUGUCAUUAUGUAAAUCUAUUGACAAAAGGGUGUGGGAAUUUGAUCACCCUUUAGCUCAAUUUGAUUUACCUGAACCUGUUAUGAGAAAUAUCAGAAGCAAGAAUCCUUCCAUAGAGUCAUUAAGAGAUAUGGAACCAGGUGAAUUGGGUGACCUAGUUCAUAACAGUAGUAUGGGAAGCAAAUUAUAUCAGUUAGUUAAUAAAUUUCCCUAUGUGGAGAUUGAAAGUGAGAUCUUCCCUAUUUCCUCCAAUGUCAUGAGGGUUCAUAUUUUCCUUGACGGAGACUUUAAAUGGGAUGAUCAAUAUCAUGGGAAGAGUCAAUUUUUCUGGAUAUUUGUUGAAGAAUCAGAGAAUUCCGAAUUGUUGCACGUUGAAAAAUUGAUCAUCAGUAAAAGGCAAUUAUCUAAUCAUGAAAUGGAUUUCAUGAUUCCUUUAAGUGAUCCCUUACCAGCUCAGGUGAUUGUUAGGGUCAUUUCAGACUUUUGGUUGGGUUCAGAAACUGUUCAUCCUAUUUCAUUCCAGCAUUUGAUUAGACCUACCAACGAAACUAUCAGAACUAAUUUGUUAAGAUUACAACCUUUACCUGUAACUGUUUUACACGAUAAAGAAAUUGAAGCCAUCUAUAGUUCUAGAUUCAGAUAUUUCAAUCCUAUGCAGACCAUGACUUUCUUCAAUUUGUAUAACACCAAUAAUAAUGUGUUUGUUGGUUCUCCAACAGGUUCAGGUAAAACUGUGGUUGCAGAAUUAGCUAUUUGGCAUGCAUUCAAACAAUUCCCUGGGUCAAAAAUUGUUUAUAUUGCUCCAAUGAAAGCCUUGGUUAGAGAAAGAGUUGAUGACUGGAGAGCCCGUAUUUCAAAGACAACCAGUCAUAAAGUUGUAGAACUUACAGGGGAUUCCCUUCCAGAAGCUAGGGAAGUUAGAGAAUCGGAUAUAAUCAUUACUACACCAGAAAAGUUCGAUGGUAUUUCCCGUAAUUGGCAAACAAGAACUUUCGUUCAACAAGUUUCGUUGGUUAUAAUGGAUGAAAUCCAUUUAUUGGCUAGUGAUAGAGGUCCAAUUUUGGAAAUGAUUGUUAGUCGUAUGAACUACAUUGCUUCUCAAACUAAGAAACCAAUUAGACUUUUGGGUAUGUCAACUGCUGUCUCAAAUGCUAUUGAUAUGGCUGGUUGGUUAGGAGUCAAAGAAGGUUUGUUCAAUUUCCCCCUGUCUGUUCGUCCUGUUCCUUUGCAAAUGUUUAUUGAUGGGUUUCCAGACAAUUUAGCUUUCUCACCAUUGAUGAAAACUAUGAACAAACCAGCAUUCAUGGCCAUCAAACAACAUUCUCCGACUAAACCUGUUUUGAUUUUCGUUGCUUCACGUCGUCAAACUCGUCUUACAGCAUUGGAUUUAAUUCAUUUGUGUGGUAUGGAAGACAAUCCUCGUAGAUUCUUAAAAAUGGAUGAUUUUGAAUUGCAAAAAAUUCUAGCUGACGUAAAAGAUGAUACCUUGAAGUUAUCAUUACAAUUUGGUAUGGGAUUGCAUCAUGCUGGGUUAGUUGAAAGUGAUCGUCAAAUAUCUCAUAAAUUAUUUGAAGCCGGUAAGCUUCAGAUUUUAAUUGCAACUUCGACUUUAGCUUGGGGUGUUAAUUUACCUGCUCAUUUAGUCAUCAUCAAAGGGACACAAUUCUUUGAUGCCAAGAUUGAAGGUUAUAGGGACAUGGACUUAACAGAUAUUUUACAAAUGAUGGGACGUGCUGGUCGUCCUGCUUUCGAUACUAGUGGUAUAGCUAUUGUUUACACUAAAGAGUCAAAGAAAAUGUUUUAUAAGCAUUUCUUGAAUAUUGGUUUCCCCGUUGAAUCUUCCCUCCAUAAAGUAUUGGAUAACCAUAUAGGGGCAGAGAUCUCAUCAGGAACUAUUAGAUCCAGACAAGAAGCUAUGAAUUUCUUAACUUGGACGUUCUUGUACAGAAGGGCUCAUAACAAUCCUACCUAUUAUGGAAUAGAGGAUACUUCAACAGCAGGGAUUUCAUCAUAUUUGGGAUGGUUAAUUGAUCAAACCAUUGAGAAUUUGAUUGAAUCUAGAUGUGUGGUUACUACAGGUAAAGACGAAUUGAAACCAACGCCAUUUUUGGAUAUUUCAUCAUAUUACUAUCUUUCUCAUAAAACAAUCAGAAGAAUCGUCAAAAGCAUUACCAAUGAUUUUGAUUUCAGAAAUUGUUUGAUUAUGUUAGCAGGGGCUACGGAAUAUGAUGAACUCGCUACCCGUCAUGGGGAAGAAUUGAUGAAUAUGGAAAUGUCCCAAAAUAUGAGAUAUCAAGCUGAAGACAUGGAAUGUGAAUUCAUUUGGGACCCUCAUGUCAAGGCAUAUUUAUUGAUCCAAGCUUUUAUGAGUAGAAUUGAAUUGCCUAUUGCUGAUUAUUCUCAAGAUACAAUUGCCGUAUUGGAUCAAUCAUUACGUAUUUUACAAGCUUUUGUUGAUGUGGCAUCUGAAUUUGGGUAUUAUGCAACCGUUUGUAAGUUCAUUCGCUUGAUGCACUGCAUCAAACAAAGAUCAUGGUAUGAUGACCAUCCUAUUUCCACAUUGCCGGGAUUAUCGAUUAUUCCUAGAGAAGCUAAUUCGAAAUUACCCUCAUUGGAACAACUAGGUAAUAUGGGUAAGAAUAAACUUAUAAACAUCGGUGAGAAAAUGUUGGGGAUUCAAAAUGAACCAAUUGUGGAUAUCAGAAAAUAUGGUGCUUCAAAUAAAGCAUUGGAUCAAUUUGUCCAUGUUGCUUCACAUUUACCUAUUUGUGACUUAAAGAUUAAACAGGUCAACGAUACAGAAAUUGAAAUCAUUCUUGAUCAUAAAAACUAUCCUUUGGAUUCUAACUUUGUUACUUACUGUCCUCAUUUCCCUAAAUCUCAAAGAGAAUCAUGGUUUGUCAUUUUAUGUGAUGAAUCCAAGACUGAAUUAUUUGUUAUCAAAAGAGCAAGCCCUAAGAUGGUGGGUAAGAAAGGUAAAAUUGUUUGCCAAAUUGAUAUUCCUGAAAAUCUCAAGGGUAAAGAAAUCAACGUUGUUUGUAUUAACGACGGUAUUGAACUUCAAUAUGAAAGUAAAGUUACCUUAUUGUAG
This is a messenger RNA of Yamadazyma jaroonii, 5793 nucleotides long. NCBI's taxonomy places the organism in Eukaryota, Fungi, Ascomycota, Pichiomycetes, Serinales, Debaryomycetaceae. The record is from the annotation of a GenBank genome assembly.